Molecule: messenger RNA, 610 nt
Organism: Salvia hispanica
Lineage: Eukaryota; Viridiplantae; Streptophyta; Magnoliopsida; Lamiales; Lamiaceae
Product: glutaredoxin-C1-like
Source: RefSeq, a predicted model, not a curated record
UCCAUAAACACACACACACAUUCAGAAAAUCAAAACCAUCACUCAGAAAAGAAAAGAAAAAAUCCAUAAACGUAAACACGUAAAAAAGUCGAAAAAUAAUGCAUUACCAGACCGGUUCAGGGUCAUGCAAGGUGCCAUUAAAACGCAGCGUUGCGACGGACCCGAUGGAGCGGAUAGAGAGGAUGGCGGCAGCGCACGCGGUGGUGAUCUUCAGCGACAGCACGUGCUGCAUGUGCCACACCGCGAAGCGGCUCUUCUGCAGCUUGGGAGUGAGUCCGGUGAUCUACGAGAUCGACCAGGACCCGAGGGGGGAGGACCUCUCCAAGGCGCUGCUGCGCCUCCACGGAGGGGCAGCGCCUGUGCCGACCGUCUUCAUCGGGGGGAAGCUCGUCGGGGCCAUCGACAGUGUGAUGGCGUCUCAUAUCAACGGCUCGCUUGUGCCGCUGCUUAAAGAGGCCGGCGCGCUCUGGCUCUGAUUAAUUAGUAGCAUUAAGUUUCUUUUUCAUUUAAUCAUUAUGUAAACCAGUUUCUAAUUCUAGGUAAUACUAGGAUCUCGUGUAGUUCUAGUUUUAUAGUGCUAAUAAUAAUAUAUAUCUCUUUUAUGCUCUUC